Prorocentrum cordatum is the source of this 1050-nucleotide messenger RNA. Lineage: Eukaryota; Dinophyceae; Prorocentrales; Prorocentraceae. The record is from the annotation of a GenBank genome assembly.
AUGGUGGAGGCCCUCGUCACGAACGCCGGGCCGGAGGCCGGCCACGCCCUCAUCCGCGAGGUGCGGGGCGACAAGGACCUCUGCGACCUGGUCAACGCGGUGAUCUACAACUCGGUGCUGAAGGGCUACGCGCAGCAAAAGCGCCACGCCGACGUGUGGGCCGUGUACCAGGAGAUGCUCAGGGACCGGCUCCAGUUCUCCAUCGUGACCUACAACACGAUCGUGGACGCGUGCGCCAAGUGCGGCGAGAUGGACAGCAUCCCUGGCGUGAUGGAGGAGAUGUCUCGGCAGCACAUCGAGCCCAACGUGAUCACCUACAGCACCAUCCUGAAGGGGUACGUGCAGGAGAACCAGCUGGAGAAGGCCUUCCAGCUGCUGGACGAGAUGAAGCUCACAAAGGACCUCCGGCCAGACGAGAUCGGGGCGGUGGCGGACAACACGCUUUUGGACGGCUGCGCCCGCCGCGCCCUGUUUGACCGAGGCGUGGCGCUGCUCAGGGACAUGGAGGAUGCGGGCGUGAAGCCCAGCAACUUCACGCUGUCGGUGCUGGUGAAGCUGGCGAACCGCAGCCGGCGACUGGACCAGGCGUUCGAGCUCUGCGACAGAGUUUCCCGCAAGCAUUGCCUCCGGCCGAAUAUCCACGUGUUCAACAACCUGAUGCAGGCGUGCACCGCCCACAAGGACCACGACCGUGCGCUCCAGGUCCUCGCCCGGGCCGCGGAGGAGGGCGUGCGCCCCGACGCGCGCACCUACGGCAUCCUCCUCCGCGGCUGCGCCGUGGCGGGCGACCUCACCCGCGUGGCUGACCUGGUCCGCGCCGCCUACGGCCUGCGCGGGGGCGCCGUGGCCGCCGCGUGCUGUGGCGAGGACGCUGCGGCUCUCCAGGUGCGCGGCGGCCUGCCCUUCGAGCUGCUGUCCGAGGCCUUCGCGGGGCUGCGGGGCCAGCAGGAGGAUGUGGCCCUGGAGCUGCUCCGGGAGCUGCGCGGCUUGCCCAGCAGCAGGGUGGACAUGAAGGUGCUCACCAGGCUUGCCACCAAGAUCGUCAGGUAG